Pipistrellus nathusii (Nathusius's pipistrelle) is the source of this 438-nucleotide messenger RNA. Lineage: Eukaryota; Metazoa; Chordata; Mammalia; Chiroptera; Vespertilionidae. The record is from the annotation of a GenBank genome assembly.
AUGGGGCGGCCUGAGGCGGCGGCCGUGGCCAUCCAGGCCUGGUGGCGGGGCACGCUGGUGCGCCGGACGCUGCUGCUGGCCGCGCUCAGCGCCUGCGUCAUCCAGCGCUGGUGGCGGCGGGCGCAGGCGGGCCGGCUGGCGGCGCGGCGCUGGGCAGCGCUGCGGGAGCACACGCUGCGGGAGGGCGCGGCCGUGCGGCUGCAGGCCUGGGUCCGCAUGUGGCGCGUCCGCCUGCGCUACAGCCGGCUGCUGCACGCCGCCCGCAUCAUCCAGCUGUACUGGCGCUGGCACAACUGCCAGACCCGCGGCGUCAUCCAGGGCAACUACGACAUCAAGGAGAACCAGCUGAACCUCCACCUCGAAAUCUCGCUGGGCUCACAGGUUUGCAAAAUACACCAGUCCACGCCUCUCCCAAUAAAGCAGACGCAGGACCUGUGA